CUUAUAAUUCAUAAGCUACAACUUUCAUUCCCUCUUUUAGAAAAAAACAGACCGAACACCUUCGAGUUAUUGUUAUUAUGGCUUUAUCAAUGGAUAAUAUUGUUAUAUCCAAUGAAGAAGAAAUUUAUAUGAUGAAAGCUAUGCACAUUCCUUGUGGUUUAUACCUUAACAUGGUUUUAAGAGCUGCCGUGGAACUUGACCUAUUUGAGAUUAUAGCAAAAUCUACUACUCAAAAACUAUCUUCUUAUGAAAUUGCAUCUCAAAUUCCCACAAAAAACCCUAAUGCAUCAUCACUUGUUCUUGAAAGGAUUCUAAGGUUUCUUGCUAGUCAAUCUCUUCUCACAUGUAACAUUACAAAAAAUGAUGAUGGAAAUGUUCACACAUCAUACAAUUUGACUCCAUUAAGCCAAAGUUUAAUCUCAGAUAAAGAUGGAUCAUCACUUGCUCCCUUUUUACUACUGCAUUCUGAAUCAGUUGUUGUUAAUUCUUGUUUUCAUUUGAAAGAUGCAAUUCUAGAAGGUGAGGUACCAUUCAACAAGGCCUAUGGAAUGAAUGCAUUUGAAUACACUAAAAAAGAUAGUAGAAUGAAUGGAUUAUUCAACAAAGCUAUGCAAAAUGUCACUUGCAUUGAAAUGAAGAGAAUUGUUGAGUGUUACAAUGGAUUCAAAGGAGUAAAAGAGAUCAUAGAUGUGGGAGGUGGACUUGGAAUAUCAUUAGCUACUAUAAUUUCCAAAUAUCCUAAUAUCAAGGGCAUUAAUUUUGACCUACCCAAUGUCAUCAAAGAUGCUCCUACUUAUGAAGGCAUAGAGCAUGUUGGAGGAGACAUGUUGAAGAGUGUUCCUCAAGGGGAGCUAAUCAUUCUCAAGGAAAUACUUCAUAAUUGGGAUGAUGAUGAUUGUGUGAAAAUAUUGAAGAAUUGUUGGAGAGCAUUGCCAAAUGAUGGUAAAGUAGUUGUAAUUGAACAAAUACAGCCAGAUUAUCCAGAGACUAAUCUUCUGUCUAAGCAUUUAUUUACUUUAGACAUAUCAAUGAUGAUUAUGUUUCAUGGAGGCAAAGAAAGAACAAAGCAACAAUUUGAAGAUUUGGCUAAACAAGCUGGAUUUACAUCUCUCAAAGUUAUGGCUAGAGCAUAUUAUUAUUGGGUCAUCGAAUUCUACAAAUACUAAAUUACCUAUACUUUCAUUCAUUUCUGAUAUAAUAAAACUCUCUUCCUCCUAAUUUAUGUGACACUGUUCGAAUUUUGAGAGUCAAACUUUUUGAUUUGAUCGUAAAUUCAGACAUAUAUAGAAUCUUUAAAUACUUGGAGACUAUAUAUGUCAAAUUACGAUCAAAAUAAGAUUUUGUUUGAUUAUCAAAAUUCAGAAAGUGACGUAUAAAUUGAAACGAUAGAAUCAAUUGGUUUAUGUAUUUGUUAAACUAUUUCCAUUUAUGUUUGGUUGUUCGUUAUUGAAUAAAAUAAGGUCCAAAUAACAUUAUCUUGGA
Messenger RNA from Solanum pennellii, 1482 nucleotides. RefSeq names its product caffeic acid 3-O-methyltransferase-like. The transcript is spliced from 4 exons. Lineage: Eukaryota; Viridiplantae; Streptophyta; Magnoliopsida; Solanales; Solanaceae. Gene Ontology annotation, molecular function: O-methyltransferase activity; S-adenosylmethionine-dependent methyltransferase activity; protein dimerization activity. The coding region runs from base 78 to 1166 and encodes 362 amino acids. Gene Ontology annotation, biological process: methylation. The record is from RefSeq and is a predicted model, not a curated record.